CCGAGGUCUCUGGUCACGUGGUCGACCUCACGAGGCGCCUCGGAGAUCUGGAGACGACGGUAGCGGAGAGUCGCUCGCGGGAAAAGAAACGCCGCCACAGAGAGUCCAGAAGAUACGAGAUCGCUCACCUUAAAGAGGAGCUGCAGCAGCAGGUAACACAGAGCAGCACUCGGAGAGAAGAGAUCAUCCGUCUCAAACAGGAGCUCCAGCUGCUUCGUAGAGAUCUGGCUUCAGCAGGGGAGGGAAACAGCUGGAGAGACGAGCUGCUGGAGCUGGCUCGCUCCAAACAGGACCGCACCGUGUCGGAGCUGUGCUGCUUACAACAGGUGUGUGAGAAUCAGAGGAAUGAACUGCAGCUUCUGCAGCUGAACCUGUGAGACCCUGAGGGAGAAGAGCGGUCAGGCGACACCCGACAGGGUGAUGAUCCGCUGUCCAGCUGUUCUCUGCAGCAGCUGUUGGAUGAGUCCAGCCGGCUCGUGGGUUUAGAGCACAGCGGCUCUGUACUCUCUCACAGUGUUCCUACUAUGAGCUGUGGGGUCGCCGACCCCCCUUUACUCCCAGAAGUGCCAGACGUUUCUCCACCAUCACCAGCCAGCCAAGACCAGCGACACUCCACCCAAAGCCUGCCCUCUUCUAAAGUCAGCCACCUGGACAGCUUGACAUUUACUGAACUUCAGUAUUUAUUGAAGGGACUUCAUGUAACUAACUGUUAAGCAUUUAAUUCAGAGUCAGUUAUUCAAAUCAGUGCUACAACAGAAGCUGUGUGCACACAGCCAGAGGUUGAACUGUCCCUCAGGGAAAUGAAGUGAUAAACAUACUGUCAUGUCGUGAAUUUGUAGCUUUUUAUUCCCUUAAUCUUCGGUGCCACUGCAUACUUCUUUAUGUACACAUGUGUUUUUUUAAAGCGUGUUUCAGAUUGUUAAAGGCUGUAUUGUGUGGAGUGGGUGAGACGUGAAACCAGUCCUACAGGGCUGUUGAGUGGUGUGUCUCAUUGUCUUUCCAGUUUCACUGCCUCCAGAUUCACCCGGUGACUCAAGAGGAAACGUCGAUGGCUCUCAAUAGUUUUUACAUUUUAGAACCUGAUCAUUACUUUUGAUUAAAAAAAUAUUUAUAUGUAAAAAGCAUGUCAUUGAUGUUUUAUUGCCUGUGAAUUAAUGCACUCAUUUUGGCGAGUUUUCUUUUAAAAGUGCCCGUUUUUACGCAGUUGGAGAGCUUUUACGCGCAAGAGAAACGGCUUUGUUUACCUGGAUGUCAGUUUAGUUUUUAGAAAAACUGCGAUGUUUUAAUCUGAAGAGGUGAACUCAAGGGGGAAUCUUUUGGGGACAUGCGCGCGGAGCGUCUUGCGCACCUAUUAUUAUUUUAACCAGGCACGAGAGCACAGACGAGGAGCUGAACCCCGGAGCUGGACCUCUGUGUGGAUUCAUAGACUUUUAGUGUGCGUGGUGUUUCAGGGACAACAUGAGCAAAACCAAGAACAAAACCGACAAUAAGACGGAAAAAGCUUUGGCUGCCGAGAAAGAGCAGUUCAGUAAACAACAGCUCCACAGCAUCAGCAAAACUCUGGUCUCCGGUGAGACACCGCCGAAAGAGAAAUAUGUGCGCAACAUCAUCAUGGGAACACAUAAGGAGGGUGGAGCCUCCACCUUCUGGUCCUACACCCUCAACCUGCCUCUGUCCAGCAACUCCAUGAUCAGCUGGAAGUUCUGCUACCUGCUGCACAAAGUGCUCAGAGGCGGACACAGAAACGCUGUCAGAGAUUCUCACCGAUACUGCAGAAAUGUUAAAGAUAUGGGCAUUCUCUGGGGAAACUUGCAUGAUCGAUACGGCCACAUUGUUGCCUUGUCUGCCAAGUUCCUCUGCCUCAAAAUGGAAUUCCAUGCAAAGCACAAGAUGAUCCCGGGCAACCUGGAGGCCAGCGACGAGACGUUGGAGAGGGAAACGGGAAACGACGUGAACAAAUUGUUAGAUAUGACACAGGAACUGAUGGAUUAUUGGGACGCUGGGCUGAAGAUGGAGGACACAGUUCUGCGUCAGCUGGACGCCAACGGAGCCAAAUCCACGACUCCAGCUGGACGGUGCCGACUGACUCCUCUGAUUCCUCUCAUACUGGACUGCAGCUUCCUCUACCACUUCUCUGUCCUGCUGAUGUUCAAACUUCACAGCCGCAUUGCUCCGGAUGUUCUUCUUGGACAUCGAGAGCGGUUCCGUGAUCUAUUUGUCAGCCUCACUCAGUUCUUCGACCGAGCCAGAGAAAUGGAGUUCUUUAAAAGUGUCAUCCAGAUCCCAGAUCUCCCCGAUGCUCCUCCAAACUUCCUCCGCGCCGCUGCCUUGGGUGAAUAUAAAAAGCCGGUGGUGUUGAUGUCCAACGAGGAGCGUCAUGACGAAGAGGAAGUGGAGACGCAACCAGAGUUCAGAUCAGCGUCACCGAUGCCGCAGUACUAUUCAGUGGAUCAGAGGGGCACAGAGAACGAGAGUCUGAAGAGAGAGCUGGAGGUGCUGAAACCAGAGCUGCAGCUCCUCAAGACUGAGGCUCAGAGGUGUGUCACUGAGUUGAGGGCUCAGGUGAACCGCCUGGAGGCCGAGGUGGAGGAGCAGCGCACCCACAAGCAGAUGGCCAUGCUGGAAAAGGAGCACAUGCGGAUGGAGGUGGAGGCUUUGAGGAGCGCCAACGUCUCCAACGUCGGGGCUCAUAUCGGGUUCAAGGAGGCAGACACCAGAGCUCAGGCAGCGGAGCUUCGCUUCACUCAACUCAAAGAGAGACACGCAGAGCUGAUCACCAGCCACGCCGACCUCAUGAAGAAGAACGCAGAAACAGUGAAGCUGCUCUCGGGUGCAAAACACGGUCAAGACGAUUGGCUGAGAAACAAACAGCAGCUGGAAAAUGAGCUGGAAAAUCUCCGACAGCAGAACAGAAACACGAUGAAUCAGCAGCAGCAGGAGGUUCAGCGCCUGAACAAAGAGCUGCUGGAGCAAAGAGCACAGCUGGCUCACGUCCGCGGCACUCUGGACAAUAAAGUGAUGGAGGGAUCUCAGGCGAGCAGCAGCCUGGCGGCCCUGCAGGCGGAGCGCGAUGCGAUGCUGCACUCGGCCAGAGAGAGAGACGCGGAGCUGUCCUCGCUGAGGCAGCAGGCCCAGCAGCAGCAGGGCUCCAUGGACCAGGACAGAGACCGGCUCCUCCGAGAUCUGGAGGCCCUGAGAGCUCAGCUACAGCAGCAGCUUGCCAUCAACGCAGAGCAGAAGUUGGAGAUCGACAGGCUGAGACGAGAGCUGGACUCGACGCGGGCAGAGUUGAACCGCGCAAACAACGCCCUGCAGAGCAAAGAAAUGAGCGGCACCCAGCUCAGCAGCUCUCUCGCGGGGCUGCAGGCGGAGAGGGAGGUGCUGCUGCGCUCCAUGAGGGACCAGGAGGCCGAGCUGAACUCCCUCAGGCAGCAAGCUCAGCUCCACCAGAGCUCCCUGGAGCAGGAGAGGCAGAGGAGCAGCAUGGAGCUGGGAAGCCUCCACGCUCAGCUGCAGCAACAGGCCUGCCGUGAAGGAGAGCUUUCCAAGAAGCUGCAGGAGGAGCAGUUCUGCCUGCUGCAGUGUGCUGUGGUGGAGGCCGAGGGCAUCAUACUGGACGCUGUGGCCAAACUGGACGACCCCGUACACGUCGGCUGCAUCAGCUCACCUGAGUAUUUGGUGAAUCGAGCUGAAAUCACUCUGAGUUCCAUCGACAAAAUGCAGCAGAGCCACGUGGUCUAUCUGGGAAACACGAACGAUGCCAGCGGUUUGUUGAGGGCCGUCACUCAGUUCUCUCAUCUCGCUGCCGACACGAUCGUGAACGGAUCGGCAACAUCUCACUCUGCUCCCACCGACCAGGCCGACCGUUUGACCGACAGCUGUCGGGAUUGUGCGAAUCACUGCCUCCAGUACUUGAAGGAUCUGAAGCUUCAGGCCACUUUACAGAGAGCAGAUCCCUCCGCCGUGCGCUACACCGUCCAGCGCAUCCUCGCUCUGGGACAGGAUCUGCGUCCAAAAGGACAGGAUGUUCUGAAAGAGGAGCUGGGAGCCAUGGUGGACAAAGAGAUGAUCGCUACGUCGACGGCCAUCGAAGAGGCGGUGCUGCGAAUGGACGAGAUUCUAAAUCAGGCAAGGAGAGAAACUACUGGCGUGAAGCUGGAGGUGAACCAGAGCAUCCUGGGAUCCUGUUCAGACCUGAUGAAGGCCGUUCACAUGCUGGUGACGGCGUCGACUGACCUGCAGAAAGACAUCGUGGAAGGAGGCAGGGGAGCAGCGUCCGUCACAGAAUUUUAUGCCAAAAACUCUCGCUGGACAGAAGGCCUCAUCUCUGCCUCUAAAGCUGUGGGCUGGGGCGCCACUCAGCUGCUAGACUCGGCCGACCGCGUCGUGGGUGAAAAGGGAACGUACGAGGAGCUCAUCGCCUGUUCUCACGAGAUCGCAGCGAGCACGGCUCAACUAGUCGCUGCCUCGAAGGUGAAGUCCGACCGCGGCAACAAGAAGCUGCACACGCUGAAGCAGGCCUCGCGUCACGUCAACGACAUGGCGGCCGUGGUCGUCACCUCCACCAAAUACGGGCAGCUGCAGAUCUCUGACCAAGGUGCGAUGGACUUCUCCGGCUUGUCUCUGAUCAAACUGAAAACAGAGGAGAUGGAAGCUCAGGUGAAGGUGCUGCAGCUGGAGAGCCAGCUGGAGCGGGAGCGAGUCCGUCUGGGGGAGCUGAGGAAGAGGCACUACGAGCUCGACGCCUCCGGUGUUGCAGCCGACGACGCAACCGCAACCGCCGCUGCUGACGGCGGAGACGACAGCUUCCCUCCGCCACCGCCGCCCACCCUGCUGGACUCCUCACAGUCCUUCUCACCGACGCAGCCGUACCUGAACACCCAGAGCUUUGCAUCGACCAAUCCCUUCGCACCGGCUCAGACACAGCCUCAGUCCUUCACACCGACCAACACCGUCACACCGACCAACGCCUACACCCCGUCUCAGACCUACACCCCUACCCAGACUUCCAUCCCAUCACAGACCUACACCCCUACCCAGACUUCCAUCCCAUCACAGACCUACACCCCUACCCAGACUUCCACACCUUCUCAAACCUACACCCCUACCCAGAUCUCCAUCCCUUCACAGACCUACACCCCGUCUCAAACCUACACCCCUACCCAGACUUCCACCCUGGCUCAGACCUACACACCAUCUCAGUCCUACACACCAAACCCGACCCAAACUUACUUAACACCUCAGACUUCCUCGCCCAGCCUCUCUCGGCCUCAGUCACCGUCUCUGCCCCAGACGAAGACGCCGCCAAUGCAGAACAACGCCGAGACCAUCAAACCGGCCUCGAGGAGAUCCAACAUCUUCACCAAAUCUGGAAACCUACUGAAGAAUGCGUUCAAACGCGGUGAAACUGGAACUGGGGAAUCUUGAAGCCGGACUGAAGAAGAAUCUGACAUUUUACUUAAAAAUCUCUGGAAAUAUAAAUAUACUCAUAAAACUUAAAAUCACUGAUUUUAAUCUGGCCUUAUUUCUGGCUCUGUACAUAUAAAAGAUUAUAGGAGCUGAAGAGAAACUUUUAUAGUUAAAUGUCCAAAAUUAUUUUUGUAAUCAUGCUGAAGCUUAUAUUAUGUUACUGAUUGUUGUCGUAUACCGAGUUGAUUUAUUAAAAAUCAUAAAAUAA
Messenger RNA from Anarrhichthys ocellatus (wolf-eel), 5677 nucleotides. It is a transcript of the gene hip1ra, whose product is annotated as huntingtin interacting protein 1 related. Gene Ontology annotation, molecular function: clathrin light chain binding; clathrin-cargo adaptor activity; phosphatidylinositol-3,4-bisphosphate binding. The transcript is spliced from 38 exons. The coding region runs from base 1459 to 5427 and encodes 1322 amino acids. NCBI's taxonomy places the organism in Eukaryota, Metazoa, Chordata, Actinopteri, Perciformes, Anarhichadidae. Gene Ontology annotation, cellular component: cortical actin cytoskeleton; clathrin-coated vesicle. The record is from RefSeq and is a predicted model, not a curated record. Gene Ontology annotation, biological process: clathrin coat assembly; actin filament organization; endocytosis.